AUGGACCCCAAGGUGGAGUGGCUGCAGCAGCAGGAGGUGAAGCGGAGGGUGAAGAGGCAGGUCUGGGGUGAGCUGCACGCUCUGCCCUUCAACGACCCAGUGUGGCCCAACAUGUGGUACCUGCACUGCAGUGAUAAGAACAGUCGCUGCAGGUCAGAAAUGAACAUCCUGGCAGCCUGGCAGAGAGGCUACUCUGGCAAAAACGUGGUGAUCACCAUCCUUGAUGACGGCAUAGAGAGGAAUCAUCCUGACCUCCUGCAAAACUAUGACCCUCUUGCCAGCUAUGAUGUCAAUGGGAAUGACCAUGACCCGACUCCACGCUAUGAUGCCAGCAACGAGAAUAAGCAUGGCACUCGCUGCGCAGGGGAGGUGGCAGCAGUGGCGAACAACUCCUAUUGCAUCGUGGGCAUCGCCUACAACGCACGCAUUGGAGGCAUUCGUAUGUUAGAUGGCGAUGUAACAGAUGUUGUUGAAGCGAAGUCGCUUGGCAUCAGACCCGAUUACAUUGACAUUUACAGCGCGAGCUGGGGGCCAGAUGAUGAUGGGAAGACAGUUGAUGGACCUGGUCUAUUGGCCAAGCAGGCUUUUGAGCAUGGCAUUAAAAAGGGUCGCAGAGGUUUGGGGUCCAUUUUUGUCUGGGCAUCAGGGAAUGGCGGCAGAGAGGGUGACUACUGCUCCUGUGAUGGCUACACCAACAGCAUCUACACCAUCUCCAUCAGCAGCACCACUGAGAACGGCUACAAGCCCUGGUACCUGGAGGAGUGUGCCUCCACCCUCGCCACUACCUACAGCAGCGGGGCUUUCUAUGAGCGGAAGAUUGUCACCACAGAUCUGCGGCACCGCUGCACUGAUGGCCAUACUGGCACCUCCGUGUCUGCCCCCAUGGUUGCAGGUAUCAUCGCCUUGGCUUUGGAGGCAAACCCCCUGCUCACCUGGAGGGAUGUCCAGCAUCUGCUGGUCAAAACCUCACGACCAGUGCACCUGCGAGCAGCUGACUGGAAGACCAAUGGCGCAGGGCACAAAGUUAGCCAUCUGUAUGGCUUUGGUCUGGUGGAUGCAGAUGCUAUUGUGGUGGAAGCCAAGAAGUGGAAGUCUGUCGCUUCCCAGCACGUCUGCAUGGGAAGCCUGGACAGGGUGGCCAAGUACAUCCGUGCGGACCAGGUGCUGCGCACCAGCACCCUCAGCAGCGCCUGUGCUGAGCGCCGUGACCAGCAGGUGCUCUACUUGGAGCAUGUCGUGCUGAGGCUCAGCAUCUCGCACCCACGCCGAGGGGACCUCCAGAUCAGCCUCAUUUCUCCAGCAGGGACCAAGUCACAGCUUCUCGCCAGGCGGGUGUUUGACCACUCCAACAAGGGGUUCCAGGGCUGGGAGUUCAUGACUGUCCACUGCUGGGGGGAACGAGCGGCGGGGGAGUGGACCCUGGAGAUCCACGACACACCAUCCCAAGUGCGCAACCCCACAGUGCAAGGGAAGCUGAAGGAGUGGAGCCUUCUCUUCUAUGGGACAGCUGAGCACCCCUACACCACGCUGGGAGGUUCCCAGUCCCGUGGGAGGACGCUGGAGGUGCCAGCAUUGGAGAUGGAGCCACCAAGAACUGCCUUCCUGCAGAGCCAGGUGGAGGUGGUGGAGGAGGAGGAGGACUACACAGGUCCAUGCCACCCUGAGUGUGGUGACCAGGGCUGUGAUGGCCCCAAUGCUGACCAGUGCUUGAACUGCAUCCACUACAGCCUGGGCAACAUUAAAACAGGCAGGCUGUGUGUCAGCUCGUGCCCCGCUGGGUUCUUCGGCGACAGAGGUGCCCGGAGGUGCCGCCGGUGCCACAAGGGCUGCGAGCACUGUGUCGGGAGGGGAGCCACGCAGUGCACGGCCUGCAGGAGGAGCCUUUACCACCACCAACAGAUGAGCACCUGCGUGGCACUGUGUCCGCCUGGGUUUUACGGCGAGGAACGUCAGAAACGCUGUCUAAAAUGUCAUCAAAGCUGUAAAAAAUGCGUGGGUGAAGCAGACAGAUGCACUGCAUGCAAAGAUGGAUUCAGCCUGGCAGGAGAGAGCUGCGUGCCAGAGUGCCAGCCUGCCAUGUACCUCAGCCAGGAGCCCGGACGGUGCAAGCCCUGCCCUGCCAGCACAGGUAUAGGCGAGGAGGACUGCACACCUUGCACCCCCGAGAGCCUCACACCACACUGGCACUGUGUCCCCACCUGCCAUGAGGGCUUCUACCCUGCUGACAGCCAUGGGCUGCCCAACAAAGUCUGCAAGAGGUGUGAUGACCACUGCUCAGCCUGUGAGGGCUCCAGUGGAAACUGCCUCAAGUGCAAAGAAGGUUUUAGCCUCCUUGGUGGCUCCUGUGUGACAAAUGAAACCUGCACCAAUGCUGACAAGAUGUUCUGUGAGAUGGUGAAAUCAAACAAGCUCUGUGAAAAGAAGCUGUUUGUGCAGUUCUGCUGUCAGGCGUGUCUAAUGGCCGGGUAA
Molecule: messenger RNA, 2469 nt
Organism: Indicator indicator
Lineage: Eukaryota; Metazoa; Chordata; Aves; Piciformes; Indicatoridae
Gene: PCSK6
Product: proprotein convertase subtilisin/kexin type 6
Exons: 20
Coding region: 1-2469 (822 amino acids)
Biological process (GO): peptide hormone processing
Cellular component (GO): cell surface; membrane
Molecular function (GO): serine-type endopeptidase activity
Source: RefSeq, a predicted model, not a curated record